AGCCCUACUGCGCCAUUGAUGGCAUGACGUGCACUUUUUCACGUUUGAUCUGCAUGGUUUUUAAUAAUUCUAUCAUUUUUAUUUCUAAGACAGAAACAACCAAAGUGCUGCUCCAAGUUUCCAGUGCAUCCUUUAUAUUUAGGGAUAAUUAAAAACACAUCCGGGUCCUUGAUAGUUGCUGUUUUGAUGAUUAGUGGAAUGAUAGGAUCUAUAGAGCUCAGAAGCAAAAGUGAAAGUGUCCUUAUAAACUAUAUAAAAAGAAAGUAUUUCCUUAUUCGGAUAAACCGCAUGUGAAGCUGUGAAGCUGAAAAUGGGUAAUAUGCAAUAUAACCAGACUAUGAAGUAUUUUACUGUUGCACUUGGAUGCACAUUAAGACAUCUUGGGAAUAUAGAACAGAAUUUCCAGGAAAUCAUUCCAGCUCUACAGAAUGUACAGAAUCCAGAGGACUGUGAUUUCAUUAUGGCUUUCUGCCCUGUUGUUGCUAUUAAAGCAGCAGAAAAUAUGCUUAAUACCCUACCAGAUAACAAACCUGCAGUUCUGAUGGUGCUUCAUCACACUCGUGAUCCAGAACAUAUUGUACCAGACAGCAGCAGAUUAGUAAAUAGACAGAAUACGAUCACAGUCGACUGUCUGUUCCAUGAAGAUCAGGGAUUACUGAAGUGUCAUAAGAACAAUGAAGCACUGUCCAAAGUUGUAAACUGGCUGCAUCCCAAGGGUGAUGAAAAUCCUGAAAAGAACAACAUACACUUUGAAAUAUCAGGGACUACUGAUGUGUAUGAAAAUGACAAAGCAUUGUCCAAAGUUAUAGAAUUUUUUGAGGAAAUGCAGGGAGGGACACCGAGUAAAAGUCCAUAUCAUCAGCCUUCUGGUAACCAGAUGUUGAUGCCUUCUCGUCUAACAUACUUCACUCUAAUGACUGGAAACACAUUAGAACAUCAUGUGGACAUAGAGAGGAAACUUCAGGAACUAAUACCAGGUCUGCAGAAGGUGAUGAAAUUGGAAGAGUCUGAUUUAGCUCUAGUUUUCUGCCCUGUUGUUACACGAGCUGGAACUGACACUGAAGCAGCAGUAGAGAUGCUCAAUACCCAAGCAGGUGACAAACCUGCAGUUCUGGUGGUGCUUCAUCACACUCGUGAUCCAGAACUUAUUGUACCAGACAGCAGCAGAUCUGUAAAUAGACAGAAUACGAUCACAGUCGACUGUCUGUUGAAUGAAGUUCAGGGAUUACUGAGGUGUCAUAAGAACAAUGAAGCACUGUCCAAAGUUGGAAACUGGAUUGAGGAAAGGACAACAAGAAAAAGUAAAAAUCAUCAGCCUUCUUUUAUCCAGAUGUUGAAGUGUCCUCGUCUAACAUACUUCACUCUAAUGACUGGAAACACAUUAAGACAUCAUGUGGACAUAGAGAGGAAACUUCAGAAACUAAUACCAGGCCUGCAGAUGGUGAUGAAAUUGGAAGAGUCUGAUUUAGUUCUAGUUUUCUGCCCUGUUGUUUCACGAGCUGGAACUGACACUGAAGCAGCAGUAGAGAUGCUCAAUACCCAAGCAGGUGACAAACCUGCAGUUCUGGUGGUGCUUCAUCACACUUUUGAUCCAGAACGUAUUGUACCAGACAGCAGCAGAUCUGUAAAUAGACAGAAUACGAUCACAGUCGACUGUCUGUUCCAUGAAGUUCAGGGAUUCCUGAUGUGUCAUAAGAACAAUGAAGCACUGUCCAAAGUUGUGAACUGGAUUAAGGAAAAGACAACAAGAAAAAGUAAAAAUCAUCAGCCUUCUGGUAACCAGAUGUUGAAUAAUACAGAGAAUAUUGUACCAGACAGCAGCAGAUCUGCAAACGGACAGAAUACGAUCACAGCCGACUGUCUGUUGAAUGAAGAAUGGGAAUUACUGACAUGUCAUGAGAACAAUGAAACACUGUCCAAGGAUGUAAAAUUCAAUGAGGAAAAGACAACAAGAAAAAGUAAAAAUCAUCAGCCUUCUUUUAUCCAGACAUUGAAGCGUCCUCGUCUAACAUACGUCACUCUAAUGUCUGGAAAGACAUUAGGACGUCAUGUGGACAUAGAGAAGAAACUUCAGGAACUAAUACCAGGCCUACAGAUGGUGAUGAAAUUGGAAGAGUCUGAUUUCAUUCUGAUUUUCUGCCCUGUUGUUACACAAGCUGGAACUGACAUUGUAGAAGCAUUGAAGAUGCUCAAUACCCAAGCAGGUGACAAACCUGCAGUUCUGGUGGUGCUUCAUCACACCUUUAAUCCAGAACUUUUUGUACCAGACAGCAGCAGAUUAGUAAAUAGAGAGAAUACGAUCACAGUCGACUGUCUGUUCUAUGAAGAUCAGGGAUUACUGACGUGUCAUAAGAACAAUGAAGCACUGUCCAAAGUUGUAAACUGGCUGCAUCCCAAGGGUGAUGAAAAUCCUGAAAAGAACAACAUACUUGGCAACUUCAGAAAAAAGUUGCCCGAUUGGAUGCCAAAAGUCACUGACAGAAAGAAUUGGCCCAAUUUGAUGUCAAAAGACACUGACAGAAAAAGAAAACAUGAUGAAUGAUGAAUACAGAGAAGGCCAUGUCCAGCCUGGACCAUCUUCCAGAUCUUGAAGAUCUCGGUUUUUUCUCAAGAAGCACUGACCAACGCACUACCUAUAAUAUAGCUUAAAUAAAUCAUGUUUAGAACUUGUAAGAUUUAUUUAUGUAAAAUUGACUCAUCUUCAUUAUGAUUAAUGUCCUUAAAACUGUUGAGUAUUAGCAUGUAGUAGAUGCCUGCUUUUAUUUGUGGCUCUCUCUAUUCUUCAUACAAGCAUGAACAGUGGACAAUGUAAUGUUCUUUAUGAUAAAUACACUGAAUAAAUGAAAUACUUAAUAAUUAUAAUAAGCAGUAUAUUAUGAUUUAAUGCAUUUAGAUGUAUUGUUAUGUAAAAGUAAAAAUAUAUAAAUGAAACAGUAGGGUUCAUGUUGCUGUAGUAAUGCCAGGUAUAAUGCAGUAUGAUAUAACACAUUAGUUAUUGCCUGUUACUGUGUGAAAAACAAUAAAUGUUCUUGAAGCA
This is a messenger RNA of Tachysurus vachellii, 3037 nucleotides long. RefSeq lists its product as uncharacterized. Bases 311 to 2542 code for a protein of 743 amino acids. The record is from RefSeq and is a predicted model, not a curated record. The transcript is spliced from 20 exons. Lineage: Eukaryota; Metazoa; Chordata; Actinopteri; Siluriformes; Bagridae.